AAGACGCACUCGCCCAUCGUCGUCGUUGCACGAAGCUAGCUAGCUAGCAUCUUCACCGCCGCACAAGCAGACACAGCUAGACGACGUCGUCAACAAUGGCCACCGGCGCCGCCGCUGCCAACCACGGCCGCUGCUCCCUCCUCCUCUUCGCCGCCAUCGCCAUGGUGCUGCUGGUGUUCGUGGCGACGACGACGGCCGCGGCGGCGCGAGAUGUUCGUCGUCCCGCCGCCGUGGAGAAGAAGAUGGCGGCUGUGAUGAGGCACGAUGUCCCCAGCAGCGGGCCGAGCCCCGUGCACAACGGCGCGCCGACUCCUCCGGCCGCCGCCGACGAGCCCACGGUGGCCGUGACGGAGCGUCUGGUUCCCACCGGAUCGAACCCGUUGCACAACAUGCCCAGUCCUCUACAAGGCCGCACACCGACCAAGAAGACGGUUAAUUAAUUGAGAUGAUUCCAUCAUGCUCAAUUCCAAGUGGUUAUUAAUUAGGAAAUUUAAUUAUAUAGAGAAAUUUUAUAGUUCUUGAGUAUUUUUUACAAAUCUUCGUACCUUAUAUAGUAUCGGAAAUAUAAAAUUUGGUAUCCCUCCGUACCUUCUCGAGGACCGUAAAAUCUCUUAGAUAGAUAUGCAUGUAUCACAGAUGCUUAUUAUAAUUAUUAAUCAGGUACCAUACAAUAUGUUUUGCGUGAGUAAUAAAUAAAUAAAGAGA
Messenger RNA from Oryza sativa Japonica Group (Japanese rice), 705 nucleotides. RefSeq lists its product as uncharacterized. NCBI's taxonomy places the organism in Eukaryota, Viridiplantae, Streptophyta, Magnoliopsida, Poales, Poaceae. The record is from RefSeq and is a predicted model, not a curated record.